AUGCGGACAAGCUCAAGAAAGCGGUUCAGAGGUGUGGGGUUUGAAUUGACUACCCAGAACCUUGAAACAUUUUCUGACCGAGACUCAAGCGAAGGGGCUAAAUCGGUAGACGAACUUAUCCAGCGAAAGCGCUCUGCACCUCCUCCAGAACCGUCCAAUGAGAAUAAGGAUGACAAGCCAGAUGAAACGAAGACGGGCAAAUCGGUCAAGGGGCUAGCUCCUCGCGCUGAUGGAUUACCCUCGCAUGUCAAGAGCUUGGAAAAGAUUGUGGAUGUGGAGCGCCUCAAGCAAGAGUCGUCAGACCAGAUUGCCAACAUUUGGAACGAGUAUCACUCGUCAAGACAAUGCUUGAGUGGUGCUAUGCCGUCAAGCUUCUACCAGAGCCUGCUUGACCAAGCCAAGAAGUUCCCGAUGUUCCUUUUACCCCUUCCACGUAACGAAGGUUACGAGUUCUUUCUUCUUCAGUUUUCCGGUCAUCAAAUCUACUUUACACCUCUAUUAGAAUACAAGACGCACCGAGAAAAUGCUCGACCCCAUCUCGUCCUGACACACUACGUCGAGCUCGCAGAUGAGAAAGACAUUGUCCUCAUGGUUGGUGAGCUUGGCGAUCCCGAUCGCAAAAUCCUCACUUUGCAGGAAGCGCAAAACUUGGUAUACCAGAUGCAAAUCUUUUAUGUGACGGGAUCUCAAGCCAAGAAGGAUUUGGUGGAGACGUUCCAUAAGAAUCCAGCCGGAUUUGAUUAUCAGUCGCUGAUUUCAGCAGUCGAGACUCUCUCAUAGGCAUUU
Spizellomyces punctatus DAOM BR117 is the source of this 786-nucleotide messenger RNA. RefSeq lists its product as uncharacterized. NCBI's taxonomy places the organism in Eukaryota, Fungi, Chytridiomycota, Chytridiomycetes, Spizellomycetales, Spizellomycetaceae. Gene Ontology annotation, cellular component: mitochondrion. The transcript is spliced from 4 exons. Gene Ontology annotation, biological process: mitochondrial proton-transporting ATP synthase complex assembly. The record is from RefSeq and is a predicted model, not a curated record. Bases 1 to 780 code for a protein of 259 amino acids.